GGUAAAAGCAGCCAGCAGCGGCGGGUCGGUCCUCUCCGCUGCUGUGGGAAAAAAAAAAGAGAUUUUUUUUUUUUAACAACCUCUUGAAGGCAGCAAAUACGAUACGUUUUCUCGAGGAGGGGACUUCAUUUAAUUCAGUCUGGAUCAGGCGACAUCUUUGUAGUGACAGGCUACAGCCAAAAAACAUUACAGGACUCCCGAUUGUUGCGAGUGCGAUUCUCUGUGAAGUUUCUGCCACUGAACGGGAUUCUACCUCCUCCCGCUCGUCGGCACAGCCCGGAUAAUCAGCCCGGUGUGUUAGGGAAGUUGAGGAGAAAUCAGCACCAUCGGCACCAUCUCCAGUUUGGACUGUGUCCUAAGUUGUUGGACUUUUCUCGUUUGUCCAGUUCUUCUGCUUAAUGUCCUGGCUGUUUGUGUGCGUGUGUGUGCAGAAGGUUUUCUAUUUGUCUAUUAAGUAGGACUUUUCCGUUCGGUGCUAUAUGCUUUACAGCCUCCACGGUGCCCCCCACCCCUCCACCCUGUAAUGCUUUUACAUUUGCCACUGAAGCACGGCUUUGAUGCGCCCGGAUACAUUUCCUCUUUCUCGCAGCUCUGAUUCUUUUCCUCCUCCCAGUCAUCCAUCUCAGCCUUCUUUUAAUUAAACAUUCACAGGGGGGACGCCCCAGACUGCCAUCUUCUCCCCCCCUCAUUUUCGACAACUGCAAAAUACUAGUAGGUAAUAAUGGCCAUGGAUCGGUGAAGAAUGCAUAUUCAGAUUGUUGUAGGGUGAAGUUGGAGGCCCCCGAAUCAACACAAAAUAACCGAGGACACAGCUUAGGAACUUUUAACAUCCUGAGCCAUCGUUUGUUCUUUCCCUCGCUGAGACUUGCUGUAAUAGGCGUGUAGCCUGUUUCGAGCUAUUCAUGACGGAAACGAUGGCGCUGAGUGGGAACUGUAGGACUAACACCAAAGAGCAAGCAUCCGUUCAGAACAGUUUCCCAGAUGUUGUUGAAUUAAACGUGGGGGGCCAGGUUUAUUACACGCGUCACUCAACUUUGGUGGGUACCCCGAAUUCAUUACUCGGCAAGCUGUUCUCUUCCAAAAAAGAUGCAUCGAAUGACCUGGCGAGAGACCCCAAGGGCCGUUAUUUCAUCGACAGAGACGGCUUUUUAUUCCGGUAUGUGUUGGACUACCUCCGAGACAGGCAAGUCGUCCUCCCGGACCACUUCCCGGAGAAAGGGAGGCUCAGGAAAGAGGCGGAGUACUUCCAAUUGCCUGACUUGGUGAAGCUGCUGACCCCUGACGAUAUCAAGCACAGCCCGGACGACUACUUCCACAGCGACUAUGAAGAUGGGUCCCAGGGCAGCGACCACCGGCAGUGUCCGCCUCCCUCUCUUGUCCCCGCGGACAGAAAGAGCGGCUUCAUCACGGUGGGGUACCGGGGGUCGUGCACCAUGGGCCGAGAGACUCAGACGGACGCCAAGUUCAGGAGGGUGCCUCGGAUACUGAUAUGCGGUCGGGUGGCCCUCGCCAAAGAAGUUUUCGGGGAGACCCUGAACGAGAGCCGGGAUCCGGACAGGACCCCGGAUCGGUACACCUCCCGGUUUUACCUCAAGUUCAAGCACCUGGAGAGGGCUUUUGACAUGCUGUCGGAGUGCGGUUUCCAAAUGGUGGCCUGCAACUCGUCAGUCACGGCCUCGUUUGUCAACCAGCACACAGAGGACAAGAUCUGGUCGAGCUACACAGAAUACGUCUUCUACCGUGGUCCAUCACGUUGGUCCUCCCCUGGAUGUGACUGCUGCUGCAAGAACCACAAGGGUGACGGCGAGGGCGAGAGCGGCACCUCGUUCAACGAGCUCUCCACCUCCAGCUCUGAGAGCCAGUCAGAGGCCAGCUCUCCCCAGGGAACAAUCAUCUGCGGCCCGGUCAGCCGCCAGUCACACCCCCACGCCAACGUCCAAACCCUGGACAGGCCGCUGAAAAAGGGCCCCAUCGCCAUGCUCCAGCAGUCCGAGCAGCGGCGGAAGAGUGACUUGUUGCGCACACUCACGGCGAGCUCCCGCGACACCAGCACGUGCAAGAAACGUCCAGCAAAAGAGAAGCCGACGGUCGAGGAGGAGUUGGAAAAGUGCAUUCAAGACUUCCACAAGAUCAAGAUCCCAGAGAGGUUCCCCGAGAAGAAGUACAUGUGGCAGGCCGACUUGCUGAGAAAGUACCGCGUCUGAGCCAGGAAACUGGACAGAGGGUGCAGACACAUGAGGCCAAGGAUCAGUUUACAUGUUUUUUGAUCAUGACUUUUGCAACAAAAGGGAGAUAACACCUAGCUCAUUAGAAUCCGGUUACUGGGAGAAAUGUCACCUUCAUGCCAGUAGGUUGAAAGUCUACACAGAAGCUAGUAAAAAGCAUAAAAACAAGACUGUUCUCUUAUUGACAUAGUAUGUAUGUGUGUGUAUGUAAUUUAGGUCUACUGUAUGUACCGUACGUAUGUGCCGCACUUGCUGAAUGCUUCAGAGCCUUGAAUAAUUAUAUCCCUGAGGACUAAUCCAUGUGGGUGAAAGACAGCCUCUAUGAGCCGAUCAACCAACUGAAGGCUUGCUAAUGGCUACAAUGGGGGUUAUUGAGGGUUACUGGACUACACACACUGUCAUCCGUCAUAAUUUCCAUGGAAAACCAUCACCGGAGCUACAGUUUUAGUCCACAAAGACGAA
Anarrhichthys ocellatus (wolf-eel) is the source of this 2687-nucleotide messenger RNA. It is a transcript of the gene kctd16b, whose product is annotated as potassium channel tetramerization domain containing 16b. The transcript is spliced from 2 exons. Gene Ontology annotation, cellular component: presynaptic membrane; postsynaptic membrane; signaling receptor complex. Gene Ontology annotation, molecular function: protein binding. The coding region runs from base 903 to 2204 and encodes 433 amino acids. Gene Ontology annotation, biological process: protein homooligomerization; regulation of G protein-coupled receptor signaling pathway. The record is from RefSeq and is a predicted model, not a curated record. Lineage: Eukaryota; Metazoa; Chordata; Actinopteri; Perciformes; Anarhichadidae.